This is a messenger RNA of Hymenoscyphus albidus, 2836 nucleotides long. NCBI's taxonomy places the organism in Eukaryota, Fungi, Ascomycota, Leotiomycetes, Helotiales, Helotiaceae. The record is from the annotation of a GenBank genome assembly.
AUGCCUCAAAACCUGGCUUCCGCCGUUCGGCAAUUCUUCUGCUUCCCGAAUUAUCGAUAUAACAAGAAAAAAGGCAUCGUGAAAACUUCAACUAUUUCAGACUCCAAGCAGGAAACUUUACAAUAUCCAAAGGUAGAAAGCGCGAGUGAAGUCUCCUCUUCGACUUGCACCGUCAAUUCUCCAGACGUGCACGCCUUCUAUGACAAUAUAAACAACCCUCACUCCGCUGCCGUCCAAGAUAUGAAUCGAUCGAGAUGCGACAAGCACAACAGUGUUUAUGUUUAUGAUACCGAAUAUGAUAUGAUCAAAAGAUACAGCACACCACCUGUCACCAAUCCCCAACUUUUCAUCCCCCGAACGGCCACAGUCAACGCUUCAACGUCCUGUUCUGAGAACAGGUCUGCUUCCCACUACGUCGCUGCUACUCCGCAAGCCUCUCAGAAUUCAUUUUCUUCAGUCUCCAGACUCCAAGCUCUGUCAUACGACGAUGUUGCUGCUGCCGAACCGCCACGUAUGGUAACACCAAGACCUAGGAGCAGUUAUGACCAGCCUCUCAAAACAUUUUCACCACGUCGUCGAGAUCUCCUCAGGACACCAUCAUCGUGGACACUUAGAAGUGUAAGCCAGCCUCUUUCCAGGCCAUUGCACUUGGAUCACCGUCAUAUUCCUGCCAGCACCAUAUAUGAUGAAGAAUGCUCGCGAAAUUGGAGUCAAGAACAAGAAAUAAACGAGAAGGGAUAUGUAAUUGUUAAGAGGGAAGUUCCGGCAAACAACUACGAGAAAAAUCCACGUUUUAGAGCCGGUAGCAUCAGGAGCAACUCAAUCCGCUCUACCAGAUCUCAUAGAUUUGCCCCAUCUCCAGGUGUUGCAACGCCCACCCGUAACUGUUUAACCCCCCAACCGAUAGGCAUAGGGAAAGUCAUAAGAGGCCAAACCCUCACUCUGGAUACAUUCGUACCAUACCACCCAGCUGAAGCUCGCUGGAACGAACCGAACCGAAAGCCACCAAAUAACAACAAUAACGAAAUACAACCAAAAUUUGAUUGCAAUUUAAAACCAAUAUCAAUAAACACCCGUCGAGACGAGUCAGGGACCGUGGAAUUACCUUGUCUGGCUAAGGAUAUUGCCCUAUCAACAACUGCUCCCAAACGAGACAAGCCCCACCUUCUGACCAAUGCGUAUCAAGCCAUUGACGACACCAUUCUUUCCAUACCCAUCUCCCGCUAUCGACCUACAGCCAACACUAUCUUUCUGCCAUCUGGUCCAUCUGUUCCAUCUGGUCCAUCUGGUCCAUCUGGUCCAUCUGGGCAUAAUUCACACAAGUCUGACGGGGUCAAAGCUCAAUCUAUUGGCAAUACUGUAUGGCCUGAAGCUUUUAGACAUUCGAUGUAUUCGAUUCCAAAUCCAGGCAUCCACUUUGGCACGGUGACCUCAAACACCCCGAGCUCUUACAAUUCUCCUGCCCGCCACUCCUUACGAGCUUCUUUCUAUUCUGAUUAUGAUUAUCUUACUGCCUACCAAUUUCCAGCUCUGAUCAACGGUGUCGAAGCGGGAGAUCAUUCAGAAGGUACAUCGUUCUGACCAGAAACUGCAAACGCUCUCGAUGUCGAGUCCUAGGAUACCUCAAAGAACACCCUCUGUUGCUCAAAGUAGCUCAAAGAUAGGAUCUAUUGAUCCGUCAUCGCCAGGGAGAGUCCAUUCAAGGCAAAAUGAUACAAAUGGAAAGAGUAAACAAGAGCCAUGGAUUAUUCGAGGCGCCAGCGAACCGCUGAGUGUGGAGGGUAUUGUCGAUUUGACCAACACUGUGGACACCGACGUAAUUACGCAAACAUUACCCGGUAAAUCUCCUUGUGUGCCUCCCUCUGUAAUGUGCCUGAAGUAAUUGAUUCACGCCUUGAUAUUUGAGUUGAGUAGUUUCGUUGGGCGAUAGAAAAAAUAUCUCGUUUUUGUAUGCACGCUUCGCUACAUGUUCUCACUUGCUAACAAUACUCUUUCAGCUGUCACCCACGAGCAUGUAACUCCCAAAGUGCACGAAAUACGGCACGAAGAAAUUACGCGCGAGAUCCACAAACAUGAUAUCUUUCAUCGAGUCCUUCCAGUAAUUGAAACCGAAAUCCUGCCCGCAAAACAUUAUGUCGUCUCACCAGAUGGAAUCACGCUCAAAGAAAUUCCUGCAGAUAUGGUGCCGGGUCGAACCAUAGACGCGAGUCGAAACCGGAACUGGGAGAUCAGAGAAACUGGUAUAGGAAAAUCCUACUGUUCAGAGUCUCAGUCGUCACGAACUCUUAGACAUAAGCACUCCUCAAGUAAUCUGAGCGCAGACAGUUGGAGUAGCGCUCGGUCUACCUUUGAAAGCGAUUCACUUAAAGGGCCUCUAUCUUUGGUCAAUGUUGGAGGGGAACCAAUGGACGUUACCAAAACUGGAAUUAAGAGUCUUUCAGAUCCAAUCUUGAGUAGCAAGAAAGAGUACACAGCUAAGGAGGGACACCCAGUGACAGAAUAUGUUUGGAGACACCCACCAGUCUUCGAGACGACGAAUGGACAAACUCAGCCUAUCGUGAUACGCACAUUAAUGCCUAGCGUGGGUACUGACAGUGAAAAAAACAUUCCCGGGGUUGCUCAAGGAGCAAGCGCUCAGCACUCUUCAGAGCUCGAUAGUAUAGUUGGUGAUCUUGUCCCACUAAAUGCCGGACUCGAUGGAAGGAGAGAGUGUUGGUCUCAUAUUUCACAAUGCGAUAGCAAUAGUCUUAAGGAUGUAGCUGUCGAGCAUAUAGACGAGGGAGGUCUCGUCGCUGAUGUUGAGCGAGGGAUGGAAGGUUUGGAAGUCAAAAAUUAA